Messenger RNA from Helobdella robusta, 1406 nucleotides. RefSeq lists its product as hypothetical. Bases 1 to 1122 code for a protein of 373 amino acids. The record is from RefSeq and is a predicted model, not a curated record. The transcript has 7 exons. Gene Ontology annotation, molecular function: guanyl-nucleotide exchange factor activity. NCBI's taxonomy places the organism in Eukaryota, Metazoa, Annelida, Clitellata, Rhynchobdellida, Glossiphoniidae.
AUGAUCAUAAUUUAUUUAUAUCAGCCCAUUAUCAUAAUUUAUUUAUAUCAGCCCAUUAUCAUAAUUUAUUUUUACCAUCGUCAUUGCCUGCUUCUCAAUUAUCAUUGUCACUAUCAAAAUCACCACCAUCGUAGUCUCUGUCAUCGUCUUUAUUACUAUCAUUAUCAUCAUCGUCGUCAUCAUCGUCAUCAUCAUCAUCGUCAGAAAUUCAUAAGAGAAGGAUGCCUGCAGAAACUUUCAGGAAAUGGGUACCAUCAAAGACUCUUUAUAUUGCUGAAUGACAGGUUGAUAUACGCCAAUAGGACCCCGAUGUCUUCUAACAGUUCGAAAUUCUACGUUUGUGGUAGUGUUCCUCUGUACUGUAUGCAGCAACAACAACUGAAAGAAAAUCUCGCAAUCAACAACGCAUUCAUCAUCAAAAUUCAACUGCAACAACAACAACAACAACGUCAAAAACAUCAACAACAACAACACAAAUUUAUAGAGGUGGCCGCCAGUUCAUCUCUAGAGAAAACCAAGUGGAUCGAAGAUUUGAACAGGGCUAUCACAAAUGCCAAAUAUGUACAUAGACAAUCAAAAAACAGUGCAGCUACUGCUGCUACUACUACUACCACCACCGCUACUACUAUCACUACUACUACUACUACUACUAACACAACAACAUGGUCGUCGUCACAGCUAUCAUCAUCGCCUCAUCAUGCUAACACUCUUAUGUAUGUUUGCUGGCACCGGAACACCAGUGUUAGCAUGUUUGAGAGGAGUCUGUCCAUGAAGAAUUUUCUCAGUGGUUUUCUAUUGAGAAAGUUCAAGAACAGUUCAGGAUGGCAGAGAUUAUGGGUGGCAUUCUCCAAUUUCUGUCUCUUCUUCUACAAGUCUUAUACUGAUGAAUUCCCAUUGGCCAGCUUACCCUUACUCGGUUAUUCAAUCAAACCCGUGGACCAAUCAGAGGGCCUCAUGAAGGAUCACGUCUUCAAGUUGACCUUCAAAAACCACGCCUAUUACUUUAGGGCCGAGAACCAGUACACUUACUCAAGGUGGUUGGAGGUGAUUAGUUCCACCAUUGAAUCCUCCCAUCAUUUUAGACUCUUCAGCAGGGCGGAGAGCUUUCCGCACUCUUCUUAGAAAUUGAAUUAACUUUUAAAAAUUCAAUUUAAUCAUUAUUUUAUCUAUGCUAACGUGUGUUGUUGUUGUUGGUUGGUUGGUUAUGACGGUGUCAACAUCGUUGGCAAGAAUGACGUCAUUCAUAUUGUUGUUGUUGUUGUUUUUGUUGUAGUUGUUGUUGUUGUUUUGGUUGUUUUCUUUUAGCUGAUACAACUGCUGUUAAUUUAUUUUCAAAUGAUUUUGUUGGCGUUGAGAGAGUAUCUAUUUUUAUUGUGUAUCAUGUUUUAAGUUUUUAUCUUAUCUUU